AUGCAGAGCUUAUGGUCGAGCCAUAGGAAGGCAAAAUUGAAUCUUAAUUCCAUUCCCGUGUUACCUGCUGAGAAUACACCAAUCGCAACUCCUCCAGCAACAGAUGAAAUAGCACAAGCCACUGUUCCUUUGGGUGCCUCAGAAGAGCCGUCAAAUCCGACUAGUAUACCAACUACUUCAUCCCCUAACGCUACACCAGCCAUCGUAGAUACACAGACGACACCCGUUAGUACGAAGAGGAAGCUUCGAAGCUCUCGUACCGGUGAAGACAGUAGCAAGCGCACGAAGCUUACCAGCAGCAGUGUAUCGAAGGACCACUCUCCACCAACCACCAGAUUGGCAGACCUUGGAGGGGUAGAAGCAUGCGUGGAGAAGAUGCUGGAACUGGUGGCGAUGCCGCUGUGUCAUCCUGAGAUCUAUUUGCAUACAGGCGUGCAACCCCCACGAGGUGUGUUGUUGCACGGUCCUCCGGGAUGUGGAAAGACGUUACUGGCGAAUGCCAUAGCAGGGGAGCUAGGGGUCCCGUUUAUCAGCAUAUCAGCUCCAUCGGUUGUUUCAGGGAUGUCUGGCGAGUCAGAGAAGACUUUGCGCGAUACAUUUGACGAGGCAAAGCGUGCAGCACCAUGUUUGUUAUUUAUUGACGAAAUCGAUGCUAUCACACCGAAGAGAGAAAGCGCACAGAGAGAAAUGGAGAGACGUAUAGUUGCUCAAUUUCUUACCUGCAUGGACGAUAUAUCAUGGGAGAAGACGGACAAUAAGCCGGUAAUCGUCAUCGGGGCAACAAAUAGGCCGGAUUCACUUGAUGCCGCACUUCGUCGAGCAGGACGUUUUGAUCAUGAGAUUAGUAUGGGCGUACCGGAUGAAGAGGGACGUGCAAAAAUACUGCGGGUGUUGUCGGCAAAGCUGCGACUGGAAGGAGACUUCAAUUUUGCUGUCCUUGCUAAAGCUACACCCGGAUAUGUAGGAGCUGAUUUAUCCGCUCUUACUGGAGCCGCUGGUAUCAUAGCCGUCAAACGAAUAUUUAAGCAGUUAUCGGACGGAACCCUCAUUCUUCCCGAGACACCUGAAAAAGGUAAUGCGGACGUUUUAAUGAUUAUAGAUCCACCACUCGAGGGAAUAGAGCAACCGUUAGAAUCUCCACCGAAUCAAAAUCUAUCGCCGUUUGCUGGACUUGCCGCCCAGUUUUCCUCCAGCUCCAUAGCACAUUUUCUUAGCGCUCACCCAGAUCCGCUGACAGAAGCGCAGCUCGCACCCCUCUGCAUCACUUCUGCCGAUUUUACGCUCGCGCUGAAGCAAGUUCAGCCGUCUUCGAAGCGUGAAGGCUUUGCGACUGUGCCUGAUGUGACCUGGGCGGAUAUCGGUGCACUGCACGGAAUCAGAGACGAGUUGCAUAUGGCAAUAGUGCAGCCCAUACGUAGACCGGAGCUGUUUAGUGCUGUAGGUAUCGAGGCUGCCUGUGGAGUUCUACUCUGGGGACCGCCUGGAUGUGGCAAGACGCUAUUAGCCAAGGCAGUCGCAAACGAAUCCCGAGCGAACUUCAUUAGCGUAAAGGGUCCCGAGUUGCUGAAUAAGUACGUCGGCGAAAGCGAAAGGGCGGUGAGGCAAGUAUUCUCUCGGGCCCGAGCAUCAUCUCCUUGCGUAAUUUUCUUCGAUGAGCUGGAUGCGUUGGUACCACGGAGAGAUGACAAUUUGUCAGAAUCUUCUGCCAGAGUAGUCAACACGUUGCUCACAGAACUUGACGGGCUCGAUGCUAGGAAGAGUGUAUAUGUCAUCGCAGCAACUAAUCGUCCAGACAUGAUCGACCCAGCUAUGGUGCGCCCGGGACGCUUGGACAAACUGCUAUACGUCGAUCUGCCAUCCCCCGAAGAGCGAGCAGAAAUCAUCCGCACGAUGACCCGAAAACUUCCUUUGGGUGCUGAAGAUGCUGCUCGCGAGCUCGUGCUCCAUCGUGUGGAAGAAAUCGUGAAGGAGCGAUGUGACGGAUACAGUGGUGCAGACUUGGCAUCGUUAGUGAGGGAGGCUGGUGUAGUAGCAUUAAGGCGCACGAUGGGAGCUCUAGACCAGCUGGAGGACAGUAUAGAACGCAAAGCUCCUCCUGUUCUAGUCGGAACUCCUGAUUUUUUGGGAGCUUUAAUCAAAGUUGGGCCCAGUGUUUCUGCUGCGCAACGCAGGAAAUACGAAGCCCUGAGGAACAAAUUCGCAGGAUUGCCCGUGCGUACAGGGAGGGAAGAAGACGAAAAACGUGUAGAGGAGAAAACGAAUUAG
Messenger RNA from Serpula lacrymans var. lacrymans S7.9, 2265 nucleotides. RefSeq lists its product as uncharacterized. Lineage: Eukaryota; Fungi; Basidiomycota; Agaricomycetes; Boletales; Serpulaceae. The transcript is spliced from 7 exons. Gene Ontology annotation, molecular function: ATP binding; RNA binding; ATP hydrolysis activity. Gene Ontology annotation, cellular component: nucleus. The record is from RefSeq and is a predicted model, not a curated record. Gene Ontology annotation, biological process: ribosome biogenesis. Bases 1 to 2265 code for a protein of 754 amino acids.